AUGUCCAACCUGGCCCUCGUCUUCAGCUCGGUACCCUCCGGCCGCUUCCCCCAGCCGGAAAAAGACCUGGUGGUAAAAGAGCUACCGUUACCCGACGGGGAGGGCGUGCUGGUCCGCAUCCAGCUGGCCUCUCUUGACCCCUUUCUGCGCUCGCAGCUCAGGGAACCCUCCUCCGCCUGGACCUACCAACCCGCGCUGCCCGUUGGCGAGCCACUGUGCACGAGCGCUGUAGGCACCGUCGUACGGUCCGACGCCGCCCAUGUGCUCCCCUCGGCGAGACUGGUCCCCUUGGCGCGAUAUGUCCUCCUCGAGGUGUCGGUGGCCGCUAAUCGGCGCCUGGUUGUGCCCAUCGGGCGACUUGUCAAGGCGUACAGCCUCGACGCGGGUCAUUGGCUGGGCGUUCUUGGUGUUCCGGGACUCACGGGGUUCGCCGGCCUCUAUGAAUGCGGCAGGCCCAAAGCUGGCGAGACUAUCUUUGUCAGCUCGGCGGCGGGCACGGUCGGUCUCACGGUGGCCUACUUUAGCGUGAGAGACGGGCUCCGCGUCGUGGGGUCGGCCGGCUCGACCGACAAGGCCGACUGGCUCCGGAGAACUGGCCUAUUCGACGAUGCCUUUGUCUUCGGCCGCCAGGACAACCACGAGACGGACGAGGCGUCGUUGCGCCGCGCCGCCCCAGAAGGGCUCGACCUACACUUUGCCAGCGUUGGCGGUGCCCAGUUGCGCGCCGCGGCGGCCUGCAUGAAGGUCCACGGGCGGAUCGUCGUGUGCGAUGCCAUCGACGAGUACGGCGGCGGAGGCGGCGGCGGCGGCAGCAACAACACGGGAGGCGCGGACGACGAGCCCGGAGGCGCUGCGGCACCGGAUGUUCGGUGGCUCUGGCAGCCCGUCGUCUACAAGAGGCUGACAAUCAGUGGGUUCCUCGUCACCGACCUGGCCGGCAAGUACAUGGCGAGCUUCCAGCAGCAGAUGCACGAGGGCAUAGAGAGGGACGGCGGCCUCCCAAGGAUCGCGCCGCUGCACGUAGUCCACGGGCUGGACAAGGCGGCCGAGGCGUUUGGGGAUCUUUUCCGCUGCGGCAAGGUCAUGGGCAAGCUUCUGGUCCAGCCAUCUGAUUCUUGA
This is a messenger RNA of Colletotrichum spaethianum, 1119 nucleotides long. RefSeq names its product NADP-dependent oxidoreductase RED1. The record is from RefSeq and is a predicted model, not a curated record. The transcript has 3 exons. Lineage: Eukaryota; Fungi; Ascomycota; Sordariomycetes; Glomerellales; Glomerellaceae. The coding region runs from base 1 to 1119 and encodes 372 amino acids. Gene Ontology annotation, molecular function: oxidoreductase activity, acting on the CH-CH group of donors, NAD or NADP as acceptor.